Messenger RNA from Phyllopteryx taeniolatus (common seadragon), 1848 nucleotides. It is a transcript of the gene rpf1, whose product is annotated as ribosome production factor 1 homolog. The transcript has 9 exons. Gene Ontology annotation, biological process: maturation of 5.8S rRNA; maturation of LSU-rRNA. Gene Ontology annotation, molecular function: rRNA primary transcript binding. NCBI's taxonomy places the organism in Eukaryota, Metazoa, Chordata, Actinopteri, Syngnathiformes, Syngnathidae. Gene Ontology annotation, cellular component: preribosome, large subunit precursor; nucleolus. The record is from RefSeq and is a predicted model, not a curated record. The coding region runs from base 93 to 1151 and encodes 352 amino acids.
CAAAUUAUUUGACCCGGAUGUGAAGACAGGAAGCGGAAGCAGCAGUUGCCUCGCACGUGAAAAGUCCUCUCCCAAAACACUGCUCGAGCAAGAUGGACAGCAUCGAUGUGCCCUUGACGCAGCAUGUCAAAAGCAAGAAAAAGAAGAAUAAAAGUGGUGAGACGAAGGGUGCGGAACAUCCAGGCAAGAUGGAAACCGGCGGCAUCGAGGUGAAAGAAGAGAAGACUGAGGCGGGGGUCUCCUUCCCACCGACGUUCAGUGUGUCUGAAAUCAAGAAUAAACAGCGAAGACACUUCAUGUUUAUGAAACUAAAGCAGGAGAAAAGAAAGCAAAAGAUGGAGCUUAAGAAAAAGAGGAAAAGACAAGAAAAACUUUUGGGCGACAAGGCACCACCUAAACAAGUCCCCAAGACAAUAGAAAACCAGAGAGUCUACGACGAAACGACAGUUGACCCGGAAGAUGAAGAGAUUGCGUUUGAUGAGGCAACAGAUGAAUUUUCUGCCUACUUCAAUGGCCUAACGAACCCCAAAGUGCUCAUCACAACGUCAGACAGACCCAGGGGGAGGACGGUGAAGUUCUGUGAGCAGCUGCGCACUGUUAUCCCAAACGCUCACGUCUACUACAGAAGAGGCUUGGCCCUGAAGAGGGUCAUUCCCCAGUGCAUCGCCAGGGACUUCACAUACCUCAUCGUCAUUAACGAGGACCGCAAAGUGCCGAAUGGUUUGGUUCUUUGUCACCUCCCUGAAGGGCCAACUGCACACUUCAAGGUCAGCAGUGUUCGACUACGGAAGGAGAUGAAGAGACGAGGUAAGGACCCAACCGAGCACACUCCAGAAGUGAUCCUGAACAACUUCACUACACGUUUGGGCCACAGCAUCGGCCGGAUGUUGGCUGCUCUUUUCCCUCAAAAUCCCCAGUUUGUGGGUCGCCAGGUUGCCACCUUCCACAACCAGAGAGACUUCAUCUUUUUCCGAUUUCACAGAUACAUCUUCAAGAACGAGAAGAAGGCCGGCAUUCAGGAGCUGGGACCUCGCUUCACUCUUAAGCUUCGCUCUCUGCAGAAAGGCACCUUCGAUUCGAAGUUUGGCGAGUAUGAGUGGGUCCUCAAGCGCCAUGAAAUGGAUGCCUGCAGGCGGAAAUUCCAGUUGUGAAGGCAAAAUCAUCUCUUCUGUGAUUACGCAAGGACAACUGUUUAUCCCACAGUUGUUUGUGGUGUCACUCAUAAUGACUGUGUUGUGAUUUUCGUGGCACUUGACUUAUAUUGGGCUAACUGUUCUAUAUGAGGUUUUUCUUUGUUUUAAAACCAGAUAACAGGAAAAUACAAUUUUUAGAGCGCAAGAGUGAAAUGUGUGAAUAUUUAUUCUUUAAGUCAACCAUGAUAACUGUACAAUUAACAAGGCACGUGUUGGGAGGUAUAUGGUUAUUUUUUGUACACAAGGUCCUUGGUUUAUGAUGCUCCCGACAUAAUGUUUCGAGGUUAUGAACGGCGAAGUGGCGAAAGAAUACAUUGUCACACGGCAUAAUUACAUAAUUACUUUACUGUUUUUUAUUUGAUGGGCUUGUAUUCAUGGCCUAGGAGUCUUUCACACAAAUAUUUACUCUUGAGAUUUCAAGGAUACGAAUGGCUUGUGAUUAACUGGUAGUUUGUGCAGCAGAGGAAGAAUAUGUGGUCAUGCAGCACAAGAUCUGCUCAGUCAUAAUUACUCUUUUGCAUGUUUAUAUGUAUGAACUAGAAAAAAAAAUCAUACACACAUUUAUGGGGGGAAAAACUGGUUAAGUCGCCACUCUUAACCGAGGAUCCCUUGUAUGUUGUUUUUAAUCAUGCAUUAAAUUUGUGGCGAAAAGGUA